AACAGUAUUAAUUUGUCUGAUUGUUUUGUUUGUUUCCGGAUGAUGCUGUAAUGAAAAAUAUGACAUUUGCAUACUUCCCUUAUUAAAAAAAAUUAUCUAUUGUUAGGCGCUUUCUGUCCUUCCUUUACAUAUUCUCUCAUUUUAUCUAGUCUGUGGUUCAACUCUGGGCUUAUUCAAAUACUGGCUUUAUCAGCAACCUUGUUACUUUAUAGACUCUUUUCUUCAAAUCGAGUAAGAAUGUCUGUUGCCAACAAAAUAAUUUCUAUCCUACAUUUUAAUGAUGUUUAUAAUGUAGAAGAGCAACAGACUGAACCAGUAGCUGGUGCUACAAGGUUUUGUACAGCGAUAAAAAGUUUUGAAAAAGAGGAUCCCUUGGUUUUGUUUAGUGGAGAUAUACUUGCUCCAUCUAUCAUGAGCACCUUUACUAAAGGGGAGCAGAUGAUACCUGUGUUAGAAGCUUGUGGUGUUCAUUGUGCUUGUUAUGGCAAUCAUGACUUUGAUUUUGGCGUUGACAAUCUUAUGGACUUUGCUCGCAGAACAUCAUUUCCAUGGUUGAUCAGUAAUGUGGUAGACAAUGGAACGAAUUCUCCACUAGCUGAUGGCAAAGUGACAUGUGUUUUAGAAAGGAAAGGAAUAAAGUUUGGUAUCAUUGGCCUAGUUGAGGAAGAGUGGUUAGCUACUUUGGCAACAAUAGAUCCAGGUGAUGUUACAUAUAUAGAUUUUGUAACUGAGGGUAAAAAACUUGCUAAACAAUUGAGAGAUAAGGCUGGUGUUGACUAUGUUAUCGCAUUGACUCAUAUGAGAACUCCAAAUGAUUGUCGUCUUGCAGAGAAUGUGGAUGAAAUUGAUAUUAUCCUUGGUGGUCAUGACCAUGUUUAUGAAAUAAAAAAAGUUAAUGGAAAGUACAUAAUAAAAAGUGGAACAGAUUUUAGGGAGUUUUCAAAACUUACAUUAGAUUUUAACUCAAAGCCAGUCCAUGUUGAAAUUGAAAAAGUGGAAAUCACUUCCAAAUUUCCAGAAGAUGAAGGCUUAAAGGAACAGCUCUCUGUAUAUAAUGACGUCGUUGCUGGAAAAAUGGAUGAAGUUUUAGGGCAGUUUUCUGUUGAUUUAGAUGCACGUUUUUCUAGUAUUAGAACCCAAGAAACCAACGCUGGUAACUUGAUCUGUGAUGUAAUGCUUUCUUCAACACAUUCUGAUCUAGCAUUACUAAAUUCUGGCACUUUAAGGGCUGAUAGAAUUAUACCAAGAGGGAAUUUUAAACUAAGGGAUUUAGUAAAUCUAUUACCCAUGAUGGAUCCAUUGAUUGUUUUAAAUGCUCCUGGUGAGAAUAUUUAUUUAGCUUUAGAAAAUGGAGUUUCACAAUAUCCAAAAUUAGAAGGUCGGUUUCCUCAAGUUUCAGGUGUUAGUUUUGCGUUUGAUCCUAAGAAACCUCCAGGAAAAAGAAUAGAUCCUCUUUAUAUUAAAAUAGGAGAUGAAUAUUUAGAUAUGAAUCAGAAAUACCGCCUAGCUACAAAAUUAUAUAUGCAUCAAGGACGAGAUGGAUAUGAUAUGCUGAAAGAUUGUGAAGUUUUGCUAAGUGAUGAAGAGAGUCCUGAGCUACGCACAGCUGUCCAAAAUCAUUUUGAAUCUAUAAAAGUUGUCACCGGUGCAGUGCAGCAUAAAACCCGGCAUAGACAAAGUUUAGUUUGCUUAUCAAGAAGGCAUAGUGUUGUCAAAAUGUUUGAAGACAGUAGUCAGACUUCCAGCAGAGCACCUUUGAAGAGAGGAUUAAGUUUAGAUGCUGUUGCCAAACGAAAUCUUUUUAAACUACAAGAUAAAUCGUCCAAAACGUCUAUUGACAAAGUGGAGCAUGAACAGUGUAGAUUAGAACCUAAAGCUGAUGGUAGAAUUAUAGUUUUAACUGAUGUGGUUAGAGAACAACUUGAAAGGAAGAGGCAGGAAUUUGUUGCCCUCACAGUUGAUCCAGUUUUGGAAGAGGAAGAAGAUGAUGAUUAAAGAUUUGUCAGAUUUAUGCUAAAAUUCUCCUUUAUAACCAUAGAUUUAUCAUUUGCUUUGCUAUUUUUGAGAUCUAUUAUUAUACAGUAGAGAACCGAUUAUCCGGAACGAUCGGGACCAUCGCUAUUCCGGAUAACUGAUUUUUCC
Molecule: messenger RNA, 2142 nt
Organism: Parasteatoda tepidariorum (common house spider)
Lineage: Eukaryota; Metazoa; Arthropoda; Arachnida; Araneae; Theridiidae
Product: 5'-nucleotidase
Biological process (GO): nucleotide catabolic process
Molecular function (GO): hydrolase activity
Source: RefSeq, a predicted model, not a curated record